UACCUGAGAGAAAGAAGCACAGACAAGUAUCUAAGGUAGUUCUUUCCCUAGGCAUAGUAGGUGGUACUCUUGGAGGAGUAGCACUUGUUUUGCUAAUUUUCUUUAUUGUUAGAAGAGGAAAUGCUAGAAUCAAAAUGAAGAACCCGCCAACAAGAUUAAUAUCAGAAAAUGCUGCUUCUGGUUACACUUCUAAGUUGCUUUCUGAUGCAAGGUAUAUAUCUCAAACAAAGAAGUUGGGAGCAGUUGGCCUGCCAAGUUAUCGAAGUUUCUCAUUGGAAGAGAUUGAGGCAGCUACAAACUACUUUGACACAGCUUCUUUAAUGGGUGAAGAUUCUUAUGGGAAGAUGUACAGAGGUCAGCUGAAGAAUGGUUCGGUUGUUGCUAUUCGAUGUGUAGAAAUGACAAAGAAAUACAGCACUCAAAACUUUGUGAACCACAUAGAGCUGAUAUCAAAACUCAGGCAUCGUCAUUUAGUCAGCGCUAUUGGACACUGCUUUGAAUGUUCUCUGGAUGAUUCGAGUGUCAACAAAGUAUUUCUUGUCUUUGAAUAUGUACCAAAUGGCACGCUCAGGGAUUGGAUCUGUGAUGAAAAUGUUAGAAAAUGCUUGAGUUGGACCCAACGCAUUGGAGCUGCAAUUGGAGUGGCAAAGGGAAUCCAGUUUUUGCAUACAGGGAUAGUCCCUGGUGUAUAUUCCAACGAUCUCAAGAUAGAAGAUGUUUUGAUGGAUCAGAAUCUUGUUGCGAAAAUCAGCAGUUAUCAUCUGCCUUUGUUAUCUAACAUGGGGAAGGUUCGACAUGGAAAUUCUUCAAGUGGAUUGAAACACUCUAGCAACAAUAAAAGUGUAAAGCAUGAAGAUAAGUCUGAUAUAUACGACCUUGGAGUGAUACUACUCGAACUCAUUCUAGGAAGGCAAAUAAAGACAGCAAAUGAUGCAGACGCUUUUAGAGAUCUGUUGCAAGCAAGCUUAGGAGCAGACGAAGAGGGUAGGAGGAGUGUGGUUGAUACAGCAAUUCGCAAGGCAUGCUUGGAUCAAUCAUUGAAGACAAUGAUGGAGAUAUGUGUGAGGUGUAUGGUUAAAGAGCCAGAAGAUAGGCCCUCUAUAGAGGAUGUUCUGUGGAACUUGCAGUUUGCAUCUCAAGUGCAGGAUGCAUGGAGAGGGGAUUCACAAAGUAGUGAAGGGUCACCAGGCUCAGAAUCUCGAGGACUUUCCUUUCAGUAGAUUCAAUCCACAGGUUUUUCACUUUUUACUGUUUUGUAUAUUUCACUAUAAGCCUAAAAGGUUCAUGGUUGCAGAUACUGCAACAUCAGAAUAGUAUUAUAAGGUCUUAUGUUCUAACUCCUUUGCCCCAAAAUCUGAGUAUAGCUUCUAAUGAAAAACUAUGGUAUAUCAAAGCUUGCACUAUUGUAAUUUUUAAGGUUUUUUUUAUUUU
This is a messenger RNA of Vigna umbellata (rice bean), 1431 nucleotides long. Its product is annotated as putative inactive leucine-rich repeat receptor-like protein kinase At3g03770. The record is from RefSeq and is a predicted model, not a curated record. Gene Ontology annotation, molecular function: protein binding; protein kinase activity; ATP binding. Lineage: Eukaryota; Viridiplantae; Streptophyta; Magnoliopsida; Fabales; Fabaceae. Gene Ontology annotation, biological process: protein phosphorylation.